GCGAGUCUCAUCACACAAUGUCCAUUGAGAAGAUGAAAGGUCUCCAACUGAAUGAAGAGUUCCAAAAACCAGAAACCAAAGAAAUCAAUGGAAUACUCAUGACCAAAAUGAUAAGUGAUAAUUGGGACAAAAUUUGGAACUUCCAAGCCAAGCCUGAUGAUCUGCUCAUUGCAACAUAUGCAAAAGCAGGUACAACCUGGAUACAAGAGAUUGUGGAUAUGAUCCAAAAUGAUGGGGAUGUAAAGAAGUGCCAACGAGCUAACACCUUUUAUAGGCAUCCUUUUAUUGAGUGGACUCUACCUCCACCUCUCCACUCUGGUCUGGAUCUAGCUAUUAAAAUGCCUUCUCCAAGGACACUGAAAACACAUCUACCUGUCCAAAUGUUACCACCAUCCUUCUGGGAACAAAACUCAAAGAUAAUCUAUGUGGCAAGAAAUGCAAAAGAUUGCCUGAUAUCUUAUUACCAUUUCUCAAGAAUGAAUAAAAUGGUACCUGACCCUGGUACCUUGGAAGAAUACAUUGAGGAAUUCAUGAAUGGGAGAGUGCUUUGGGGUUCCUGGUAUGAUCAUGUGAAAGGAUGGUGGGAUGCAAAAGAAAAGCACCCCAUUCUUUAUCUGUUCUAUGAAGACAUGAAAGAGAACCCAAAGCGGGAAAUCCAGAAGAUUUUAAAGUUCCUGGAGAAGGACUUAUCAGAGGAAAUCCUCAAUAAGAUCAUCUAUCACACAUCUUUUGAUAUCAUGAAGCAAAACCUACUGGCAAACUAUACUACCCUGCCUUCAAGCAUAAUGGAUCACUCCAUUUCACCAUUCAUGAGGAAAGGAAUGCCAGGGGACUGGAAGAACCAUUUUACUGUUGCCCAGAAUGAGAAAUUUGAUGAAGACUACAAGAAGAAGAUGGCAGGGUCCACUUUGACUUUUCGCACAGAGAUAUAAGGAAGGAAAUGAUGGUAGCUCACCUAAAAAUUUUCCCUGGAUUUUUCUCCCCAUUAAACCUCAUGGCCACAU
Messenger RNA from Trichosurus vulpecula (common brushtail), 1004 nucleotides. Its product is annotated as sulfotransferase 1C1. Gene Ontology annotation, biological process: sulfation. Gene Ontology annotation, cellular component: cytoplasm. The record is from RefSeq and is a predicted model, not a curated record. Gene Ontology annotation, molecular function: sulfotransferase activity. The transcript has 7 exons. NCBI's taxonomy places the organism in Eukaryota, Metazoa, Chordata, Mammalia, Diprotodontia, Phalangeridae. The coding region runs from base 18 to 932 and encodes 304 amino acids.